AUGCUCUCGGUCUUACACAGCAUAUGGAAGAUCGCCGCUGGCGGGGAUGGGUACGAGAAUACAUUGUCCACGUCGGCUGCUGAAGAAAGUGCGCAGUUGGUGACCACGCUUACGAGUGACUUCGAGGAGUUAACAUGCGACCUUCGGCGCUUGCUUACAGUUUGGUCAUCGCGAUGCAAUGCAACAUUGGUUAUGAAGCAACAAGAGUUAGCCUCCACGGAACGAGGACUAGCUGAUGAGAGGGCGCGCCUAUAUCUGGAAUUUGAUGACUACAAAGCCCGUGAGAUGCGGAAGUUGCACGAAGCCCAACAAAGGCUGGACAACACCCUCGCUGACGUCACCAAACAGAUAGAAAGCGAGAAGGAGGCUGCGAGGCAACGAAUUGAAGGUGAGAGAGAAAAAUUUGAAUUGGAACGCCAAAGAUUUAUGAGGUCGAUCAGACAGGUAGAGGGCGAUCUGGCAGAGGCGAUGAAGAGAAUUGAGGAGGAGAAUCGUCGGGUAAGGAAUAUUAAGUUGAGCCAAAGUCGCAUGGUGGAAUUUAACGUAGGAGGACAGUUGUUUCAAACGAGCCGGAGCACGGUCGAGAGUCAAAGAGGAUCACUCCUAUGUGAUCUUAUUAGUGGAAGACAUGAAGGCAUCAGCAUGCCUAUCUUUAUUGACCGUGAUCCUGC
This is a messenger RNA of Gregarina niphandrodes, 671 nucleotides long. Its product is annotated as putative kelch domain protein. The record is from RefSeq and is a predicted model, not a curated record. The annotation marks the transcript as partial. NCBI's taxonomy places the organism in Eukaryota, Apicomplexa, Conoidasida, Eugregarinorida, Gregarinidae. The transcript has 3 exons.